CCCCCCCAUCCAUCCACAACAAUGGCAGACGUAAAGCAGGCCGCGGCCACCGCAGACAAGGACCUCCCCCAGCCGUGGGUGCGCCAGUGGGACGACCGGUACAACUGCUUCUUCUACAUCAACCCGGAGACCAACCCCCCGACGACGCAGUGGAACCACCCGGGUAACGCCGAGGGCGAGGUGCACGCCGAGCAGCUCGUCGCUGUCCCCGUCAUCGCGGCCGUGGCCGAGGGCGGCGCCGUGGGCGGCGACGACGGCCCGGGGCCCGUCAAGAACCGCGCGUUCAACCCCGACGACCAGGGCCCCGACUUUGAUCCGAGCGAGGUGAAGAACAAGGCCGGCCUCAGCUCGCUCCUCGGCGCCGCGAUGGGCGGCGGAGGCGGCGGCAUGGGCGGCGGCGGGGCCGGUGCGCUCGGCGCGCUCAUGGGCGGCGGCGGCGGUAGCGGUGGUGGUGCGGGCGCCGCGAUGGCCGGCAUGCUCCUCCAGCAGCUCAUGUCGUCGGGCCGCACCCAGUCGGGCUACUCGCACUCGAUGGGCCCGCCCCCGUCCCAGUUCUCGUCCUUCUCCGGCGGCGGAAUGGGCGGCGGCGGCGGCUCGGGCGCGCUCCUCUCGGCCCUCAUGGGCGGAGGCAUGGGCGGCGGCGGCGGCUUUGGCGGCUCGUCGGCCUUCGGCGGCCUCUCGGGCGGCGGAUACCCCGGCGGCGGCAGCUCGCCCUUCGGCGGCGGCCUGAUGGGUGGCGGCAUGGGCGGCGGCGGUGGCGGCGGCGGCCUGCUUGAGGCUCUGAUGGGCGGCGGCGGCGGCGGCGGCUUCGGUGGUGGCGGCGGUGGAUACGGCGGCGGAAGCUCCGGCGGCGGCAAGUACGGCCGCGACGACGGCGGCUACGGCGGUGGUGGAGGCGGCGGCGGCGGCCUCGCUGACCUGCUCGGCGGCGGCGGCGGCGGCGGUGGAGGCUUCGGCGGUGGUGGUGGCGGCUUUGGAGGCGGCGGUGGUGGGUUCGGCGGCGGCGGCGGCGGCGGCGGCAACUACGGCGGUGGCCAGGGCCAGGGCCGCAGGACCGACAACGACGACACCUUCUAG
Molecule: messenger RNA, 1077 nt
Organism: Vanrija pseudolonga
Lineage: Eukaryota; Fungi; Basidiomycota; Tremellomycetes; Trichosporonales; Trichosporonaceae
Exons: 3
Coding region: 22-1077 (351 amino acids)
Molecular function (GO): protein binding
Source: RefSeq, a predicted model, not a curated record